GUCAAUCGGGCCAAUAAGAUGGCCCUGCGCGCCUGGGCAAAAGAAACCGGCGUCGACCUGGUGCAGGUCAACGGGCAGAGGCGAUACGGUGGCCCCCCACCAGGCUGGGUGGGCAAUCCCCCGCCGGCCGGCACGGAGGGGUUCAUCGGGAAGCUGCCCGUGGGGAAGCUCUAUGAGUUUCGCCUCAUGAUGACCUUCAGUGGGCUCAACCGGGGCUUUGCCUACGCCAAGUACAGCAACCGGCACGGCGCCAGGGAGGCGAUCGCUGCCUUCAACAACUUCCAGGUGCGCGAGGGCUGCGCCAUCGUGGUGUCCAAGAGCACGGAGAAGUGCGAGCUGAGCGUGGACGUGCGGCGGGUCACGGAGGGGGUCCUCAGUGUCACCCUGUACACCAGUCCCUACCAAAAAUGGGCACAGCUCGCUGUGCUGAAAUACAGCUCACACCAGGCUGCUGCCGUGGCCAAGAAAACCCUGGUAGAGGGGAACGUGAGGCUCAGUGGGGUGGAGAUGAGGGUGAGCUGGCUGAACCCCGACCUGAAGCAGAAACUGCUGUUGUGCAAGGAGAAGCCAUCAUCCAGCGAGGUGCACAGGGAUAAGUGCCUGGAGGUCCCCAAGCAGGCGCCUGUGUCUCCGGUGCUGCGCAACGCACUGGAGCGCCUGAACACCCUGUGCCAGAGGCAGUGCCUGGGCCCCCUGUUCAUCACCAAGUGCGUCCAGGCAAACCCCAACGGCUGGCUGCGGUUCUGGUGUCGGGUUGUGAUCCCAGGGUGUCCCGUGCCCUUCAGUGGGUUCACGUGGGUCCGGCAGGAUGGGCCAGGCAGCAGCGGGCAUGAGAAGGUGAAGGUGGCGGUGGCACUGCAGAUCCUCAGGAGGCUCGGUGAGUCCUCGCACAGCAUCGGUGCAAGCCCCCUGCCUUUCCCAAACUAUUGGAGCAUCCCUGGGAGGGUGCAGCUGUGGUGCCGGAGUGUGUAG
Pterocles gutturalis (yellow-throated sandgrouse) is the source of this 972-nucleotide messenger RNA. RefSeq names its product DND microRNA-mediated repression inhibitor 1 (gene DND1). The record is from RefSeq and is a predicted model, not a curated record. The transcript is spliced from 5 exons. Gene Ontology annotation, molecular function: mRNA binding. Gene Ontology annotation, cellular component: nucleus; cytoplasm. NCBI's taxonomy places the organism in Eukaryota, Metazoa, Chordata, Aves, Pterocliformes, Pteroclidae. Bases 19 to 972 code for a protein of 317 amino acids. Gene Ontology annotation, biological process: negative regulation of miRNA-mediated gene silencing; mRNA stabilization; germ cell development.